CGACAUCUAGCUGAUAUCAUUGUCUCUGGCAGAGCUGCGCGCGCGUUUGGCGCCGCAAUGGCCGACGGGUCGAUGCACGCAGCCUUGGGGCUGGCAGAGGCAGAGCCCCGCAAACGCCGCGGCCCCAUGAGCAAGAAGGAUAAACUGAGGAUCAGGAACCGCAACAGGAUGUUCCUGAGGCACUGGGACGAGGCUGGCAGGGGCGAGCGGCAGCUCGACAACGACGGCAAGGCGUUCUUGGAGCGCUACGCCAGCGCGACCACCCGACAG
Messenger RNA from Prorocentrum cordatum, 270 nucleotides. The record is from the annotation of a GenBank genome assembly. Lineage: Eukaryota; Dinophyceae; Prorocentrales; Prorocentraceae.